Molecule: messenger RNA, 1329 nt
Organism: Strongylocentrotus purpuratus (purple sea urchin)
Lineage: Eukaryota; Metazoa; Echinodermata; Echinoidea; Camarodonta; Strongylocentrotidae
Product: vesicular glutamate transporter 3-like
Exons: 8
Coding region: 1-1329 (442 amino acids)
Biological process (GO): monoatomic anion transport; transmembrane transport
Molecular function (GO): transmembrane transporter activity
Source: RefSeq, a predicted model, not a curated record
AUGGUAUCUGGUCUGGACGACGUAUCUACUGUCACAACUGAUAUCCUUCACAUGGAAUACUCAGGGAAAGAGGAAUCGGAGCCCCUGCUUAAAAAAAUACCAAGACCGGCUAACACGGCAUGGUCAUGCCGUUACAUCGUGAGCUACAUGUCUUUCUUAGCUUUGACAUGUGGCUACAUGAACCGUGUCAACCUUAGCGUUGCCAUAACAGCGAUGGCCAACAGUACAUAUAGCUCGACCUAUGACGUAGUCAACUCCUCGGCUGAAGAGGGUGAAUUCCCAUGGGAUUCGCACACUCAGGAGCUCAUCCUGGCAGCUUUCUACUACGGGUUACCACUCUUCCAGAUCCCCGCUGGCCUGGUGGCCGACAAGUUCCCUCGAUCCUGCCCCUUGAUCAUUGGUAUUGCGUACUUUAUAGCAGCCUCAACUAAUCUGCUGAUUCCGCUAGGUGCAUACAAUAGUGGUGCAUCCGCAAUAAUCGCACUGCGGAUUAUUGCGGGUGUAGCAGAGGUUCGUCGGUCGGACAAAUCAUCGCUCAACCCAUUUCCGGCAUACUCUCGGAUUCGGACUUCCUCGGCGGUUGGCCAUCCACUUUUUAUCUUUUCGCUUCCAAAAAAGUACCCUUGGAAGCACUUCCUGACUUCACUACCCCUUUAUGCUGUCUGUGCCACCGAUUUUGCGAUUCUCUGGAUCUUCUACUCCCUCACCGCAAAUCUGCCCAUUUUCCUGAAGGAGGCUCUACGAUUUGACACCUCUCAGGUUCGUAAAGAUGUCCAGUAUUUCUUGACACACCAUGUGGCUGGUAUACUGUCAGCAGUGCCGCAUAUUACUUUUGCCAUCUUCAUCAUGAUCGGGGGAGCCGUGGCCGACUUUAUCCUUAGACACACCAACUUAAGUGUCACUACCGUCCGGAAAUUCAUGACCACGCUUGGUCUUUUGCCAGCAGGGACCUUCCUUGUCUUAGCUGGUUACGUGGGAUGUAACGCUAUCUUAGUAAUCACGUGUAUUUCACUGGGACUGGCCUCGACUGGGUUUGCUUUCUCAGGAGCGUCCCUCACCAUGAUGGAGUUUGCUCCCUCCUGUGCUGGAAUGGUCGUGGCCAUAGCAAACACGGCUGGCACCAUACCCGGCUUUGUUGCGCCAAUUGUUGUUGCCAAUUACACCGAAAAUCAGGCCGACAUUAGUGGAUGGAGAUCAUUUUUCUGGAUAACUUUUGGGAUUUCUGUAGCGGCCUGGUUAAUCUUCAUGAUCUUUGGAACCUCUGAGCUUCAGCCAUGGGCCAAAGGGGUCAAAGGUGGUGGGGAUAUUGAUUCCCAAGAGAGCAAGUAG